UAAGUCUAUUUCGUAAUAAUCGUCUUACCACUUGUAUUUCUUCCACGGAUAUUGUGGAAGAAAUUAUUUAUUAAAUUUGGCCGAAAUUCCAAAUUCCCCGUGAAAAAAUAGUACAAAAUGACCAUUACCAACGACGUAGUUCUACCUGAAGAGUCAGAAUUGACUGUGCAAGAAGUAAAUUUAUCUACACCUACUUUAAUCGCAGGAUCUUUCCACUUAGGAAAAUAUUGUGAACAAGUUAAUAAUGAAUACAUGCUCUGCCGCGCUGAGGAGAAGGAUCCUCGCAAGUGCAUCAAUGAAGGCAAAGCCGUCACCGCCUGCACUCUGGAAUUCUUCCGGAAGGUGAAAGGCUCUUGCCUCGCUGAGUUCAACCAAUAUACGCACUGCAUUGAUAAGAGUUCCGGAGAUAUGAGUUUGGAGUUCUGCCGCAAAACUCAGGGUGUGUUCGAUAAAUGCAUGUUGGAUAAACUUAACAUACCUCGUCCAUCAUUUGGUUACUUCACCGAGGCUAGAGUUCAUGACACCAAGAGACCAAAGCCCAUCGAAGAGCCCAAGGCCGUGUAUCCAGACGCGACUCCAGCUUUGCCGGAAAAUUACGAGAAAAAAAGCGCGCGAUUUGGCGGUCGUUUCUAUUGGAUGACAGAUUAAAUUGGAAAUAUCAAGUACAUUUGUUAGGCAUUAUUCAUCGUGUUUUUUUAUUUAAUAUAUGUAUUAAAAUAAAACCGAAACCAACACACUGUACUUUUUUACUAUAUAACAAUUUUUUUUUAAUUUUUCUAUCAUAUUUUAUCUGUAUGGAAAUGUCAAAUGUCAGCAAGUGUACUUUGAAAAAGUAUAGAAUAUCGUUUUGUCCUUUUCACUCAUACGUAAUAACUAAUACGUUAGAAUGGGACAAAACGAUAUUUUCAUACACGAAAUAGAAUUUUCCUUUUAAAGUAAGACAUUAGAGCAUUUUAUUUAUAAUCAAGUUAAAAAUUAUUUUACGCUACUGCCUUGUUGAGUUUUCUAAUGUUUUACUUUAAUCAUGUUUCAUUAGAUAUUUAAAGUGUAGAUAAUAAAAUGUUGAAAUUA
Colias croceus (clouded yellow) is the source of this 1071-nucleotide messenger RNA. RefSeq names its product NADH dehydrogenase [ubiquinone] 1 alpha subcomplex subunit 8 (gene ND-19). The transcript has 4 exons. Lineage: Eukaryota; Metazoa; Arthropoda; Insecta; Lepidoptera; Pieridae. The record is from RefSeq and is a predicted model, not a curated record. Gene Ontology annotation, biological process: mitochondrial electron transport, NADH to ubiquinone. The coding region runs from base 118 to 648 and encodes 176 amino acids.